ACGUGGCUCAGUCAGCUGAUGCUAACUCUUAGCAGGACUGACGGUUUCCCAGCGGCAGCGACGGUCUGACGGUCAGCCAGGAUGCCUUUCUCCGAGCUGUAUUUUAACGUCGAUAACGGCUACCUGGAGGGCCUGGUCAGGGGCUUCAAGGCUGGAAUACUGUCUCAGGGCGAUUACUUAAACCUGGUUCAAUGCGAGACUCUGGAAGACCUGAAGCUCCAUCUGCAGAGCACCGACUACGGCAGCUUCCUCGCCAACGAGGCGUCUCCGCUCACCGUGUCGGUCAUCGACGACAAGCUGAAGGAGAAGAUGGUGGUGGAGUUUCGCCACAUGAGGAACCAGUCGUACGAACCUCUGGCCAGUUUUAUGGAUUUCAUCACGUACAGCUACAUGAUCGAUAACGUGAUCCUGCUGAUCACCGGCACGCUGCACCAGAGGGCCAUCUCUGAGCUCGUCCCGAAGUGCCACCCGCUGGGCAGCUUCGAGCAGAUGGAGGCGGUCAACAUCGCUCAGACCCCCGCCGAGCUCUACAACGCCAUCCUGGUGGACACGCCGCUGGCUGCCUUUUUCCAGGACUGUAUAUCUGAGCAGGAUUUGGAUGAAAUGAACAUUGAAAUCAUCCGUAACACACUCUACAAGGCAUAUCUGGAGGCUUUCUAUAAGUUCUGCUCUAACCUGGGAGGAACCACUGCAGACACCAUGUGUCCGAUUCUGGAGUUUGAGGCUGACAGACGAGCUUUCAUCAUCACCAUCAACUCCUUCGGCACAGAGCUGUCCAAAGAGGACCGAGCCAAGCUCUUCCCGCACUGCGGCAAGCUUUACCCAGAAGGCCUGGCGCAGCUGGCCAGAGCCGACGACUACGAGCAGGUCAAGGCGGUCGCUGAUUUUUACCCUGAAUACAAGCUGCUGUUUGAAGGCGCUGGGAGCAACCCAGGAGAUAAAACCCUGGAGGACCGCUUCUUUGAGCAUGAGGUGAAGCUGAACAAGCUGGCCUUCCUCAACCAGUUCCACUUCAGCGUCUUCUACGCCUACGUCAAGCUGAAGGAGCAGGAGUGCAGGAACAUCGUGUGGAUCGCAGAGUGCAUCGCCCAGCGGCACCGCGCCAAAAUCGACAACUACAUCCCAAUAUUCUGAGCGCUCAGCUCCUCAUUCCAUCUGGUCGCACUGUAAAACCUGUGAAUUGGCUGCGAUUCGUUCGUCUAGAUGUAGGUUGGUUUUCUAUAUGGUGCAUUUUCUGCUCUGCACUGAAAAAACACAAAAUCUUACCAAGUAAUUUAGUCGAGUUUCUAGUGCAGCUGUCUUAGUUCACUUAAAAUUAGACAAAACUAACUUACAAGGAACUCAUAACAAGAUACAGAGACUUGUUUUAAGUAAAUAAUUCAUUAAUAUUGAUGAAAAAGUUUUAGUUCCACUUACAGAUAAAUUAACUAUUAAGAUAUGAAAAAUGUUUCCAGUGAAAUAACAGUAUUUAUUUCAUUAAUAUUAAAGAUUUAUUGACUUAAAACAAGUCUCUAUAUCUUGUUAUAAGUUCCUUGCAAGUCAGUUUUGUCUUAUUUUCUGUGUAAUAAGACAUUUUCUCCAGAAACUGGAUUAAAUUGCCUGGUGAGGUUUGGUGUUUUUCAGUGUGAAGGAAUCAGCYGAGGCGUUUUGUUCCUGUUUUGAACCCAUUUGACUUUCAAACACGCGUCUGUGUGAUUGUCUAAACUUUUCCGAGCUCGUYGUCCUCCCAGUCCUUCAGCCGCUUAAAUAAACUCCUGACCAGAUUUGCAAUUUCUUAAACCCAGGAUGUAGUCGGCGCGCCUCAGCUUUUGAUUUUUCUCCCUCCAGCUCAGAUAAUCACAGGAUGUGAUUCUCACCUCCCGUCUUAUGACGACGUACAAAAUAAAAGCCCAGAAAUCUGAGUUCCAGCUCCAGACAUUUCUCUGCUCUGGUGUUUGUCUGCAUGUCGUUUGUCUUUUCCCAACGAAAUGACGAGUAAAACGAACGAAUCUGAUUAUUUCUGUUAAAUAUUACAAUAAGAGCUGAGCUGUCACGUUUCUGUACAUGAACAAAGUGAAUGCUUGUGGUUAAAUGGAAMACGUUUAAACUAUAAAAGAUAAAURGAUAUUUAAAGACGAUUAUAUGAUUUUGUGUUCUCAUGCUGUAUAAAAUUUGAUUUCUUAAUGUUUGUUGUUGUGAAAUGUGUAUUAUUAAUGUGAUGGUAAUAAACAGUCUGAAGAAACUGA
Molecule: messenger RNA, 2225 nt
Organism: Poecilia reticulata (guppy)
Lineage: Eukaryota; Metazoa; Chordata; Actinopteri; Cyprinodontiformes; Poeciliidae
Gene: atp6v0d1
Product: ATPase H+ transporting V0 subunit d1
Biological process (GO): proton transmembrane transport
Cellular component (GO): proton-transporting V-type ATPase, V0 domain
Molecular function (GO): proton-transporting ATPase activity, rotational mechanism
Source: RefSeq, a predicted model, not a curated record